Messenger RNA from Sinocyclocheilus rhinocerous, 3733 nucleotides. Its product is annotated as probable ribonuclease ZC3H12B. Gene Ontology annotation, cellular component: cytoplasmic ribonucleoprotein granule; nucleus. The transcript has 6 exons. The record is from RefSeq and is a predicted model, not a curated record. Bases 331 to 3363 code for a protein of 1010 amino acids. NCBI's taxonomy places the organism in Eukaryota, Metazoa, Chordata, Actinopteri, Cypriniformes, Cyprinidae. Gene Ontology annotation, molecular function: mRNA binding; RNA endonuclease activity; metal ion binding.
CGGCUCUGCCCGUCCGAGCGGAGCGACAGGGGGCGUCCGACGUGUUGCCGAAGCGCAGGCGGUGGGUGCAGUCGGGGCCGUUGUAGGGAAGGAGGGAGGGAAGUGAGAAAGGGAGGGCGAGAGGAGAAGGAGGGAUGGAGAUGGAUGAUAGAUGCUUAUGUAGCGCGUCCCGUACGUUUGCCGUUAUGCUCGGCCGCAGACAAACUUGCAUCCUCCCGUGACUUUCUUUCUUUCCCCUGCUGCCCUACCCAUGAAGCAGGACGCAGGGCUGGGCGAAUGCGUGCCAGUGUUCCGGAGCGCGUCGUGAUCGCUUAUUUAUCCGUCUGAUAAAUGGUUUUGGAGCUCGCCGCGCCCGCCAGUGCAGGCCCUGCGCUCCAGCGCUGCAUCCCGCACAUCCAGCGGGUUUUCCGGGUCAGAGUGAGCUGCAGCACCUCCGAGUCCAGCUGCGAAAGCCCCAACGCCGGCUCCAGUAUCAUCGUAAACAUCGAGGACGGCAAGGAAGAAGAUUGCACUAAAGCUAAAGAGUACAUUGUGUCACUGAUUAGUCCUGUGCAUAAGCACCGUGAGCGUUUGACUCUUUGGCUGCAGCGGCGACUGCAUGCCCUACGCGCAGCUAUUGAGUACGAGAGCUGUGCCGUGGUGCAGGUGAGGGACCAUGCACUGGAGCUUCAGGGAGGUCAUGCGCACGUAACAGCUGCAUGCGCUAUGCUGCAGCGCCUGAAGAUAGAGCAUCGCGGCUGCCGCGAACCUCAGCCCUUGCCCGCUGCCGCCGGCCACGACUCUCCAGAAGAAGAAGAAGAGGAGGAGGAGGAGGAGGAAGAAGCUGGGGAAGACGGGAGUAGUUCUGAGAGCGACGGCGAGGCACGGUCGCGGAGCCGGAGAUCUGGAGGAGCUGUCAGUGCAGCGGGGUCAGGAGAAGGAGCAACCGGAAGGAAGCAGGACCUGCUCAUAUCAACCAAACCUCACCGGCAGCUAUGCCGCUCAUCCUGUUUGGACCGUCCCAGCUUCAGCCAGAGCAGCACCUUACAGGAGUUGCGCGCAGAUGACACCCAGAGAGCCCAAAUGCCCUUGCGUCAAACCAGCGAUCGAGAUUACCAAACCAAAAUGGACUUUGCUCUGAAACUGGGCUACUCCGGAGAGCAGGUGGAGUCUGUUUUGAGUAAACUGGGGUCCAAUGCACUAAUCAAUGACGUAUUGGCCGAGCUGGUGCGGCUAGGGAAUAAAGGAGAUCCAGAGAGCCAGGCAGCAGUGGGCUCUGCCGGUUUAACGCCACGGGUGAUGGGAGCCAAAGAAGCCAUAAGCCCUGAGGCAUCACUGGAGGAAGACCCAUCAGACACGUAUGACAACCUCCGACCAAUCGUGAUUGAUGGAUCCAAUGUUGCCAUGAGCCAUGGAAACAAAGAGGUGUUCUCAUGCCUGGGCAUUCAACUGGCUGUUGAUUGGUUCCUGGAGAAGGGCCACAAAGAUAUCACAGUUUUUGUCCCAGCAUGGAGGAAAGAACAGUCGAGACCUGAUGCACCAAUCAAAGAUCAGGAGAUCCUACGGAAAUUAGAGAAGGAAAAGAUCCUUGUCUUCACACCGUCUCGCAGAGUCCAAGGCCGGCGAGUGGUUUGCUACGAUGACCGUUUUAUCGUCAAGCUGGCCUGCGACUCAGACGGGAUCAUUGUGUCCAACGAUAACUACCGAGACUUGCAGAAUGAGAAACCGGAGUGGAAGAAAUUUAUUGAGGAACGACUCCUCAUGUACAGCUUCGUCAAUGACAAGUUCAUGCCUCCUGAUGAUCCUUUAGGGAGACACGGACCCAGUCUGGAAAAUUUUCUCCGUAAACGACCAGUGGUUCCAGAGCACAAGAAGCAGCCGUGUCCUUAUGGUCAGUACAGCAAAAGUAAGAAGUGCACGUACGGCCAUAAGUGCAAGUACUACCACCCAGAAAGAGCCAACCAACCACAACGGGCUGUCGCAGAUGAGCUCAGAGCCUUUGCCAAACUCUCUGCCGUAAAGACAAUGAGCGAGGGGGCACUUGCCAAAUGUGGGACCUCUGGUUCUGCUGCCAAGGGAGACAGUAGCUCAGAGGCAAAGCGAGUGGCACCCAAGCGCCAGUCUGACCCCAGUAUCCGGUCAGUUGCAUGUGAGCAAGAAGAGAGACUCUGUCCAAUGCGGAAGGCUGAGGCCAGUUCUGUACCGUCUUUAGUUUCAGCGCUUAGCGUUCCAACUAUGCCACUGACGAAAAGCCACGCAGCAGGCGCUCUAAACACACGCUCAGCAAGCAGCCCUGUUCCAGGGUCUCUGCACUUUACCCACAGCUCACUUGAACACGCAGGCAGCGUCCAGUAUCCCCCCAUCCUAGUCACCAAUAGCCAGGGCGCAUCUGUGGCUUACGGUGAGCCAUUCCCCAAGUACGACUCUGUGGUAAGCGACCAUGGAUACUAUUCCAUGCUCAGUGACUUCUCCACCAUGAGCCUCCAAGACAGUUUCUGCAGUCUUGAACAGCCAGAGCCUGUAGGGGUUGGUGGAGGAUAUCCUGGCAGAGCCAGCAUGUGCCCAGAACCUGGCCGAAGCCAUUCGUCAGACUCCUUCUCGUCCUACAGUGGAGAGAUGUACCUCAACUCAUUGGAGGGCAGCCUGGACGACAGCAUGAAAGGGCCACCUUCGCAGACCCAGAUGCAACCUUCGGCGCAAACGCGCCUUCAAGCCUUUGCUCACGGUUUCCACCAUGAGGCCUUGACACGUGUGCAGAGCUACGGAACGGAUGAACCCAAACCGGGUCCUCGAAAGCAGUCCUCCGCCCACCUUGCGCCACACACCCAACACCCAGUUGUUGGCGCUCGAUCCAGCUGCCCAGGAGACUACCCUCCUCUCUCCCAGAACAUGUUGCCUUCUGCCAGCCCCUCACAGCACGGUCGAUCCUUAGGCAUGACUCGAAUGGACAGCAUCUCUGACUCACGGCUCUACGAGAGCAACCCGCUGCGCCAAAGGAGACCUCCUCUUUGCCGAGAGCAGCAUGCCAGCUGGGACCCUUUGCCGUGUGGUAAUGAGCCCUACAGUUAUGGAAGCUAUGGAUUAACGGGAGGCCUUAUGCCUUGCUGUGAAAGGGUGAUGGUCCGCAGCAUGCCCGAGAAGAUGGAGCAGAUCUGGAGGUCCCCGUGGGAUAGCGUGCCGCCUCCACCGCCCAGUGCUCGUGGGCCAGCGGAGGAACCCCAAGAGCGGCACCCUAUUCCAGAACACCAGUUUCAAACCUACCGAAACCUCUGUAACAUCUUCCCGGCAUAUGUGGUCCAUUUGGUCAUGGAGGAGAACCCUCACAUGACUGAUCCCCAGCAGCUGGCUGCCGUCAUCGUCACUAAACUGCGCUCUUGCCAUUAAGGCUGCUAACAACAACACCACAAUAUUUAGAUAUCCUAGUGAAUGAGAAAUUGGACGCCUUGAGAAUUUCGUAUUUUGUUUCACUCUGAAGAAACAGCCAGCCCCCAUAUGUAAUUAUGAUUGGAUUGGAUCCAUUAGGAGGUUGGCUAGCAUGAUAGCAUUGAUGCUGCAUUGGUUAUUAUGUAAUCUGUUAAGCCAUAUGGGAGCCUGGAUCUUGUACCUUGAAAAGUUUAGCAUAGAAACGUGAGAUCCCUCAUAAAAAAGGUCCUGCUUUCUCCACCGUUUAGCUCCUGAGAUGGGCCAAAAAGUUCUUAAGGUUGUUCAUAAAGCCGGCUCAAAAGUGUAUCCACAUUGAGAGAGCAACUGCCUG